This is a messenger RNA of Theobroma umbraticum, 1500 nucleotides long. RefSeq names its product purple acid phosphatase 4-like. The record is from RefSeq and is a predicted model, not a curated record. Lineage: Eukaryota; Viridiplantae; Streptophyta; Magnoliopsida; Malvales; Malvaceae. Gene Ontology annotation, molecular function: acid phosphatase activity.
UUCCCAUUCGUGGAUUAUUCCUCCUCAUUCGUUUAACUCCGAUUGUAUUUGUCAAUGGAAAAAUAAUUUAUGGAAAGAAAUAUAUUUUCUGUAUGAAUUUUACUCAAUAUCCUUCUAUAACUGAUCACUCCUUAGCUGGUGUGUUUUUUAACCUCUCUGCCCUGGUUUGAAACCCCACCUUUAUAAAUAGGCCUUCUCCCUUGCCCCUAUUAGUCACAUAUCAACUACUCAUUGCCUUUUCAGUUUUUUCCCUCCCCACUGUCUGGAGUCCUGUCUCCUACAGCAAUGGUUCUUUUAUGCCAAAAAACCAUGCUCUCAACGCUUGUAUCGACGCUACUCCUUGGCCUGUUCGUUGUUUCCUGUGUGGCGGAGCUUCAGCGCUUCGAGCACGCGGCGAAACCAGAUGGGUCUCUUAGCUUCUUGGCGGUCGGAGAUUGGGGAAGAAGAGGACUCUAUAACCAAUCUGAAGUUGCUCUUCAGAUGGGAAUAAUUGGAGAGAAGUUGGAUGUUGAUUUUAUUAUCUCUACGGGAGAUAAUUUUUACGACAAUGGAUUGAAGGGUGUAGAUGAUCCAGCAUUUCAUGAAUCCUUUACUGAUAUCUAUACAGCUCCUAGCUUGCAAAAGCAAUGGUACUCUGUGCUGGGUAAUCAUGAUUACAGGGGAAACGUGGAGGCCCAGUUGAGUCCCAUUCUUACAAAGAUGGAUAGCAGAUGGCUUUGUUUGAGAUCAUUUAUCCUCAAUGCUGGACCUGAAAUGGCAGAAUUUUUCUUUGUAGACACUACUCCAUUCGUGAGGACAUACUUCACCCACCCAGAAGAACAGGUCUAUGACUGGAAGGGCGUAUUACCCCGAAAAAAUUACAUUAAGAAUCUUUUGAUGGAAUUGGAUUUGGCCUUAAGAGAAUCCAACGCACAAUGGAAGAUUGUAGUGGGUCACCAUACAAUCAAAAGUGCUGGAAACCAUGGCAACACCCAUGAGCUUGCCAAGCAUCUUCUUCCAAUCCUUCAGGCAUACGAUGUUGACUUUUAUAUUAACGGGCAUGACCAUUGCUUGGAGCACAUUAGCAGCACUGAGAGCCCAAUUCAAUUCUUAACAAGUGGUGGUGGCUCCAAGGCAUGGAGGGGUGACGUAAGUUGGUGGAAUCCACAAGAAAUGAAGUUCUAUCACGAUGGACAGGGUUUUAUGUCUGUGCAAAUGACUCGGACUGAGGUUGAUGCCACAUUCUAUGAUGUUUUCGGCAAUGUUAUGCACAAAUGGAUCACUUCCAAGCAGCUUUCUUCUGCAAUUUAAAGACGUAUAAAGCAUCAAAGCAGAGAGAAUCUUGAGUCAUCUUGGGAGCGUUGUAUGUUUAACUAUCUAUAGUUCUAUUCGAAAUCGUUUACGUAUUUGAGACAACAACAUAAGUUAUUAGGUUGAUUUACAAGUUUACCUAAAUUAUUGUCUCUCAUCGAUCCAUGCUCUGCUUUUAAUCCAACAUGUCCUAUAAAAUGAUUAAUUAGU